Molecule: messenger RNA, 1615 nt
Organism: Clarias gariepinus (North African catfish)
Lineage: Eukaryota; Metazoa; Chordata; Actinopteri; Siluriformes; Clariidae
Gene: miip
Product: migration and invasion inhibitory protein
Exons: 9
Coding region: 53-1165 (370 amino acids)
Biological process (GO): negative regulation of cell migration; negative regulation of G2/M transition of mitotic cell cycle
Source: RefSeq, a predicted model, not a curated record
GUCGCGUUUAAAAUAAGCUAGCAUAGCAGGCUAGUUCUCCAGCGCCGCCAGGAUGUCGUCUCCUGAACACUUGGACGCGCUCCGAAAACAAAAUAAGGAGCUGCUGCAGAAGUUGAAACAUUACACUGAAACGCGUGUAAAUGUAGACAGUUCAAGCAAACAGUUCGAAAGUGAAACACUGAAGACUGAAGAUGUUCGGAAAUUCGCGCGGACGCGGCUGACAGAAAGAAAUGGAAGUUUAUUACAUGUCUCGGAUUAUUUUAUAAAUCUGUCUGUCAGUGAAAACCGAGCAAAAGUGCCGCGAAAUGCUUUGUGUAAACCGAAAAACUUGAAUGAAAAGCGUGGCAUGAAAACACCAGACCUGGCAGAAGUGUCGUCAGACGAGGAAGCAAAGCAUUCGUCAGAAGAUGUCCUCCGUCUAGACCAAGGAAACACUCAUCUACAUGUUCACUUUAAACCUAAAAGAGCGGUUCAGCCCAAGUUUAUUAUCUCAAAAGACAACGGUCAAAGUGUUGAUGGCAGAGUCAGGUUUCCAUGUGCAGACGAUGAGCUGAAGACUGCCUCUGAGUCAGAGAGACGACGUGUGCAGCCUUUACUAGGAUAUGACUGGAUAGCUGGCCUGCUUGAUGCUGAGAGCUCCCUGACCGUGCGCUCAGAGCACUUCUUCAACGAGCUUCGGACAUUUCGCCAAGUCAAUAAGGAAGAGUGUGUCCACGGUGGUUCCUCAUGGCUUCCUGUUGAAACAGCCCCCGGUGAGGAUGAUGUGACUAAUAACGAGCACACUCCAGAGACACACCAAUGCACGUUCUGCUACAGAAUAAACAGUCGGCUUUUUGCAACUCCCCUGGAUUCUCAAGCUGCGUGUCCUGUUUGCAGGAUGCCCAAAGAAAAGCAUCCACACACAGAGAACCAGCCUGCGUUUAUCAGGGUCAGCAUUCCUUGCACAACACUUCUGCCAGCGUACGAAUACAAAGCGCACCGCCGCUGCAGCUUCGAUCCAUCGGACAGUCUCGGCCUGCCCGCUCACUGUCUGUCUGGAUGGACGAACACCUCGAUGGGAACAGGCUCCAAGAUGAGCAGCCUCGAUCUAAGAAGCUCUGUGGAGAUCAGGCCUUCAGCCCAUCCUGCAAAACAACUGCCACAGGGGGCUGCAGAUGAGGAGUGAAAGAGCCACAUGUGGCAUUCAAACCGCGAGUUGUCGACCCUUGCUCUAUCUUCUUCCCCAUGAGUGUACAAAUAAUAAUUUAGUUGUCAACAGCAGGGUAAUUCCCACAUUAUGGAUGUGACUGAGUAAAUCUUUUGCUGACUAAGUAUGCAAAUUGUGGUAUCAUGUACAUGUGAGGGGAAAAUAUGUGUUCAUUUCAAUUUUACACACAUGUCUGUAGAGUGUAUUUACGGUAUGUGUAGUUAUAUAUACUGUAAAUAAAUGCCUAUAAACGGUACAUACAAUUUAAAUGACACGAGACUGCAUGCUGUGGUUAAGUACAUGGAAGUAAGAGUAAGUGUACUAAAUAUAUAUAUUUAACAUAUAUUAACAAUGUAUUUUAAACAUUUGUUUUGCGCUGACUGUAGGGAAUUACAUAAUGUGUACAUCAAUAAAGUUGACAUUUGUUUG